UUAAUUAUAAACUCAUAUUUUAAAAAUAAAUCUUAAGAAAAAAAAAUAAAUCAAUAUUUUUUUAUCCAAUAAUUACAUUAUUUUAUAUAAUUUUUUUUUACUAUUUGUUAAUUUAAAAUAAACCUAAAGGAGCACUAAAUUACAUUUAUAAUAUAACAAACUAAUCAGUUUUUUUACACCCGCAUUAUACCAAACUAAACUAACCAUCGUCAGCGUUCACCAAAUUUUCCUUUUUUAUUUUAUUUUAUUUUUAUUUUUUAUUUUUAAUUCAUCAUCAAUGAGAAAGCACCAAUUUGGGAGAUGAAUCACAGCAUAACUCUCCCAUACCUAUUAAAAAAAAAGAAAAAAAAAAGGAAGAAAUUAAAAAACAUGCGCAAAGGAAAAGUCUAAUAUCCGCAACCAAACUUUUGACAAAUCUUCAACUGCACCCACCCACUACUUUGCCUUUCUCCCUAUUCUGACUUCAAGAAGGUCGUUCCCCACCGCGUCUCUCCGCCCGCCGGAGAAGGCAAAAUCGAAAUGUGUCCGCUCAGGCUCAUUCUCAUAUUCCUCUCCGCCACCCUCGCCGGAUUCUUCGUUCUCAGGAACCUCAAAUCCCAACCUCAAGUCGUCGCCGAUGCUCCCGCCGACGGUGAUCGAGAUGACAAUGAUCCCCACGACUCCACUCCCAAGUCCUCCAAGGUGUUGUCGGCAAUAGGAUCGGGGUUCUGGACAUGCGUGGACAUGGCAAGCGGGCGCUAUCUCUGGAGGCAUUUGGUUUCGUCCUCCAAGCCUUCCGAUUGAUCUUUUCCUCUUCAAUUUUCUUUUUCUCUUUCGGGAAUUUUAGUACUUUCCAGGUUUGAAUUUCUGGCUGCUGUGCAAUUUGCCGAUAAUUCGAAAUAGUAAUACCAUGGGAUUCCCUCUUUGGAUCUUGAAAUGGGAAUCAAAAUGUUCGAACUUACUCUGGACAAGCAUGGAUUCGUUUCCCUGCUUAAUUUUUAGCAUUUUAUUUUCCUUUCAAUAUCCCUUGUAUUUUUCCUCGGAUCCGAACAAAUCCUUACUGUUGUACUCCUGUUUCUGUAUAGAUUGUGGCUUUUGUUUCAAAUGCAGUUUAUUUAUGGGGCUUAGCCACCCUAAAUA
Messenger RNA from Vitis vinifera (wine grape), 1119 nucleotides. RefSeq lists its product as uncharacterized. Lineage: Eukaryota; Viridiplantae; Streptophyta; Magnoliopsida; Vitales; Vitaceae. The transcript is spliced from 2 exons. Bases 520 to 783 code for a protein of 87 amino acids. The record is from RefSeq and is a predicted model, not a curated record.